Molecule: messenger RNA, 4008 nt
Organism: Penicillium taxi
Lineage: Eukaryota; Fungi; Ascomycota; Eurotiomycetes; Eurotiales; Aspergillaceae
Product: RNA helicase
Exons: 3
Coding region: 1-4008 (1335 amino acids)
Cellular component (GO): intracellular anatomical structure
Molecular function (GO): RNA binding; protein binding; ATP binding
Source: RefSeq, a predicted model, not a curated record
AUGGGACCCAAAAAGAAAACCUCUGCGGGCGUUGGACCCAAGCCUGGCACUAAACAGGCCCAGGCUGUUGCAGAGAAUAAGGCUAAAGACAAGAAGCCUGCGCCAGGCCCGGAGGAGCCAAAGAAGCCGUCCGUGAAGGAGGUUAUUGGCGGCGCAUCGUGGACAGGCAAAUUGCCCGUUAAUAUGUUGUCGGAACAUUGUCAAAAACAGAAAUGGGAGAAACCGGAGUACAAUAUGAUCAAAACCGCCGGCGGCUUCGUUUCCGACGUGACCUUGAAAAAGGUAGACAUCAAGACCCGCGAAUUGACCGUCCUUCCUGCUAUACGACUGCCACCGUCAUAUAAACAACUCGCUGCGCAACCGACGGCGCUCGAGGCUCGCCAUUUCGCCGCCGCGUUUGCUCUGUAUCGAGUCUGCAACAUGCGCAAUCUUCAUAUGAUGCUUCCUCCGACCUACAAAGCACUGUGGAAAACGGAAUUCACAGAAAUCAAAGCCGCAGACACUCGGGAGGGGAAAGGCUGGUUGUAUGAAGCAGAUCCAUUCCUGGCCAAGCAAGAACGAGAGAGCGCUGCCGCCGAUCUGGAGAAGAAGAGAGCAGAUCGUGCGAAAGCGCAAGCCAAAGAAAAGGUCUCUGCGACAGAUCUCGGUCUGGGAGGUGGCGAUAAUAGGAGCAAACGAAUCUGGUCUCAGGCGCCCAAAGUCGAUAUGGGCGCUCGCAUCCGACGAGACAUCGAAGGACUCUUGCGGCAACAUACGAACUGGAAUCCCUAUGGUGUGAAGAUACAAGAUGACGAGACUAAAGCUAUUAUUGAAGAAUUCGCGCGCUUGGGAUUCCGCCGCAGCCAUGUGGAAGAAGCGGCGGCAGAAUGUAAAGACCGCGAGGAGGUUCUGGAGUGGCUCUUGGUUUACGUGCCGGAGGACGACCUGCCCCGAUGGAGUUUGCCAGAAGGUUACUCGGCAGGAGUCAGUCUAGCCAAUGGUGAUCUAGCUCGAGAAGCUAAAAUCAAACGUCUCGCCUCGAUUGGCUAUCCUGUAGAUCUAUGCACUCAGGUUUUGGAUAGCAAGAACGGCGACGAGCUGGUAGCCGCGGAGUACUUGCAGAGUACCUUGGUUCAUGGUUCAGCUAUCGCAUCUGAAUCAGUUCCAGAAGGCGAUGCAGACGCAUGGGCUGAAGAACAGGAUACUCUCGAAGCCAUCUUUGAAGAGCGCUAUACUCGAGUAUCGGCCAAGGUCUGCGAGAUCAAGAGUGAAGCUUCUGAAAUCCCCGAGAACACCUCUUUCCGUUUCCAAGAGCCAUCAGUCCACUACCCCACGGCUCCUCCAGUCAUAUCGAUCCAGGCGAAAGGGAUCCCAGCUUACAUCCGACUCAGUGCAAUUCGCCAAGCAGUGCAGUAUGCCGAGAUAAGCUUCUGCGGAGAGUCCAUGAUCUUUAACAUCCUCGACUGGUUGGAGGUCAAUCUGCCUGCAAUCAUGGAGAACCCAGGCAAGCUACGGGAUAUCUCUUCUAUCACAGCAUCCCCAGCGGCAAACAGUCAUGAAAUUCCUGUGCGCUCCGCUCGCAAACAACGAAGAGGGAUUAACUGGAGCACAAAUUCACCACAGAGUGUGGCAAUGCGCGAGGCCUGGGAAGCAAAGCAAAUUAUUCCCGCCCAGGUCGAGAUGAUUCGCAAAAGAAAGUCACUGCCCGCCUGGAACACCCAAGAGGCGAUCGUCGACGCAGUCAACUCCUACCAGGUCACUAUCAUCUCUGGUGAGACUGGUAGUGGGAAGAGUACACAAUCCGUGCAAUUCGUGCUUGAUGAUAUGAUUCAACAUGGACUUGGCGGAGUCGCAAACAUUAUAUGUACGCAGCCGCGGAGAAUUUCAGCGCUCGGUCUUGCCGAUCGAGUCAGUGAUGAACGUUGCUCAACAGUUGGCGAUGAAGUUGGAUACAUUAUCCGCGGCGAGUCGAAGGCUAGUCAGGGAAAAACUAAGAUUACCUUUGUGACUACCGGUGUACUGCUUCGCCGCAUGCAAUCCGGUGGUGAUGCGGACGGCAAUGUCGCAAGCUCCCUAGCGGAUGUAUCACAUGUGGUAGUGGAUGAGGUCCAUGAGCGCAGCCUAGAUACCGAUUUCCUUCUUGCUUUACUACGUGACGUUCUGCGUCACCGUAAAGAUUUGAAGGUCAUCCUGAUGAGUGCCACUCUGGACGCAAACAUUUUCAUGAAUUACUUUGGCGACAGUAAAUCCGUGGGAUUGGUUAACAUUCCCGGUCGAACGUUCCCUGUCCAGGACUACUAUCUCGACGAUGUCAUCCGAGACACUGGAUUUGCGCCCGAGCUAGGCGAAGAUCUGGAAGAUGACUUCGAUACUGGACGAGCUGAAGAGUCGCUUGGCAAGGCUUUACGAAGUGUCGGUAUGGGAAUCAACUAUGAUCUGAUUGCCGCAACCGUUGAAUAUAUCGAUUCUCAACUGGCUGACCAGCCUGGAGGAAUCUUGAUCUUCUUGCCUGGAACAAUGGAGAUUGACAGGUGCCUGACGGCAGUCAAGAGGAUCCCCAACACCCAUCCACUCCCAUUACAUGCAUCUCUGCUCCCAGCCGAGCAGCGCCGUGUUUUCCAAAGCCCUCCCCGUGGAAAACGAAAGAUCAUUGCCGCAACAAAUGUUGCAGAAACAUCUAUCACCAUUGAGGAUGUAGUGGCGGUUAUUGACACUGGUCGAGUCAAAGAAACAAGCUACGACCCCAAAGACAACAUGGUUCGCCUGCAGGAAGUUUGGGCUUCGCAAGCAGCUUGUAAGCAGCGCCGUGGACGAGCAGGUCGUGUUCGUGCAGGCACUUGCUACAAGCUCUACACUCGCAAGGCAGAAUCUAACAUGGCACAACGACCAGAUCCCGAGAUCCGCCGCGUUCCUCUGGAACAACUGUGUCUAUCUGUCAAGUCCAUGAAGGGCAUUGACGAUGUCGCCAUGUUCCUAGCGAACACUAUCACUCCACCAGAGAGCAUAGCUGUAGAAGGUGCUCUCGGCUUCCUUCAUAGAGUUGGAGCGCUAGAUCACAACCGUCUCACAGCGCUGGGUCGAUACCUAGGCAUGAUCCCGGCUGAUCUCCGCUGCGCAAAACUGAUGAUCUACGGCUCAAUUUUCGGAUGUAUGGAAUCUUGUCUUACCAUCGCAGCAAUACUCACUGUGAAAAGCCCAUUUGUCUCUCCACGUGAGAAACGUGACGAAGCUGAUGCUGCGAAGGCAGCUUUCUCCCGCCCCGGCGACGGCGACCUCCUAACCGUUCUAUCAGCGUAUGAAGCGUGGACGGAGAGGUCCCGCGCACAGGGACACUGGCAGACGCAAUCUUGGUGCGGUGCCAACUUCCUCUCUCACCAAACACUUCGCGAUAUCUUAUCCAACAGAGCGCAAUUCGUAACAUCGCUUAAAGACGCCGGUAUCCUGCCCGUGUCUUAUUCGGACGGCGCAAAUGCCUGGAACCGCAACGCUUCCAAUCGCAACCUGCUCCGUGCACUCAUUGCAGGCGCCUUUCAGCCACAGGUUGCGCAGAUCUCAUUCCCUGAUAAAAAGUUCGCCAGCUCGGUAACUGGAACAGUCGAGGUUGAUCCCGAUGCCCGUACGAUCAAAUACUUCAACCAAGAGAAUGGCCGCGUCUUCAUUCACCCCAGCUCUAUCCUGUUCUCUGCGCAAGGCUAUCCCAGCUCCUCGGCUUAUUUGAGCUAUUUUACCAAGAUGGCCACAAGCAAGGUCUUUAUUCGCGAUCUUACCCCCUUCAAUGCAUACUCCCUGCUCCUUUUCUGCGGCUCUAUCACCCUCGAUACAAUGGGUCGUGGUCUUGUUGUAGACGGCUGGCUCCGACUACGAGGCUGGGCCCGGAUCGGCGUCCUUGUCUCUCGGCUUCGCAUCAUGCUGGACGAAGCCCUUGCAGCGCGCAUUGAUAACCCCGCACUCGGAUCUGAUGGUGGUGCAAGUGAUCAGGUCAUCGAGGCCGUUAAGAGAUUGAUCGAGUUCAAUGGGCUUGAUCAGUGA